AAAGGGAAAAUGUGUCGCGAGUUUCUUAAGCGUGAAUGACCUACCCCUCCUGUGUAAACAAAUGAUAUGGGUCAUAAACUUUCGAAAUGUAAACUUCCGUUAAACUAAUACACUUUGCCACAGGUGAAGAAGUGAUACACAACGCGACAUCGGAAUGUUUAAUUUGUUUAACAAGGAUCGAGUGAAUUACAUGUAACUGCCAUACAGUACAUGUUUUUGAUGUUAGUUUUCAUUACACAAUGCGCAACUGCUAAAAACUAAAACUAGUGAUUAAUAAAUAAUUGGGUAAUACUUCGUGAAUUGACUCAAAAUUGAUGGAUGCUGUAAGCGUAAUGAGUGGAGCGGAAGCGGACGUUUCUUCGGAUGAAUCUUCUGAAGAUGAGGAGUUUGAGAUGCCCCUUCCCCCGAGCCCUCUGCGUGAAGGGAUGGGCGAGCCAUUCAGGGUUGUGCUCAAGGGGGGAGAGCCCUGGGGAUUCACGCUGAGGACGGGGGCGGAGUCGAAGUCUGCUGUCCUUAUUGAUGAGUUACACAAGGAAGGCAAAGCCAUAGUCAGUGGCCAGUUAAAGAGUGGUGACUACUUGCUGGAGGUUAAUGAGAUUCGUUGUCAUUCCCUGGUCGAGGCUCGGCAACUUAUCGACAGUGCCUUUAAGACGCUCACACUACAAGUUUGGAGUUGGACAGGAGAGAAUAACAGCAGGAUGGACUUUCGGAGCAGUCGUUUGCGACGCUCGUGGAGUGUACGAAACCUCACCAUACAGACGUACCUGGCUCGGGCACGAGCAAGCUGGUCAGACCUCGGGGGUGCCGGUGACCCACACUCUGCGCCAGUGAGAUCUGCCUCUUUCCUCCAAAAGACCCGGGAAAUAUCGGAGCGGGCUCGACAACAGGCAGGUGUGCAGGAUGACAGCGUGUUGUUCACGGAGUCCCACAGUAGUGGACCUCGCAUGAAACCACGACAACGACGCAUUGAAAGCUUCCAUGGAGGUAGGCGUUCGUCAGGCCAGACCUCAAGUUCUCUGGCAAAAUCUUCAGCUUCGGCUCUCACCAGUGGUCAGUCCACCUCGGCACUGAACAGUGGUCACUUGGCAUCAGCACUGGCCACUGGUCAUUCCACCUCGGCACUAAACAGCUGUCAUUCUGCAGCAGCCCUGACUAGUUCUACCAAUGCCAGCAUCCAGCAGUCUUCUAUGGUCACAUUUGUCCAAGAUGUCAGCUCUUGUGCCACCCUGGUGACCUCAAGUGUGGCAGCGACCUCUGGCAAGCCUGUCCUCAAAGGUUGGGCAACAGAGAAUGACUUGUCUUCAUCACGUAAACCUGUCAUUAUGUCAGGAAGUCAACGGACUCGCAAUGUGCAAUUAUCUUCCGCGAAAUCUUCGCCAAGUUUGAACAAAGAUGAGGCAACUACUACUAUUAGUGGUAGUACUCUUGUUGCAACGCCUCGAGGUUAUAGUCCAAGAACAUUAAAAAUGAUGACAAAAUCAACAACAGACAUAACAGAAAAUUUAAACACAGACUCUGUUACUUCCCCAACAAGUCCCAAAAGCCCAACAUGGUAUCAGCAAAGACUGCCAAAUAAAGGUGUGUUUGACUUUUCAUCAAGUUCAUCGUCAAGAAGAAGUCCUAGCAAUUCAUAUGCUGGGGCUAGCCCCAGGAAUUCCUACGCAGGGGGCAGCCCUCAGAAUUCAUAUGCAGGUGGAAGUCCUAGAAAUUCUUAUGCCAGUUAUUCUUCAGCUUCCAUACCACAAUCUGUGACAGGAUUUUCACCAAUGUCAGUGCCAAAUAGUUCUUCUUAUAACCAGCAAUCAGACUUGAGUCGAAGUGGUGAAAUUGGUUCAUAUAAUCAAAAACUUUCUGGUGAACAUACAAGCAGUUACGAUGACACCGCCACGCACAAUACACAAACUAAAAGCUACAAUCGUAGAUCCUUACCGCCACAAGCAUUACAUCAUUACCGGCAAGAAUAUCAACGGGAGAGUGUUCACAAAACUGAAUCACAAAAACAACUCACUAGCAUGCCAGUGACUCAAGAAGAGCGAGAUGCAGAUCGUGAAAUUCGUGAUAUCAAACCCCUACCCCCCAAUGACCUUGACAUUCGCCCCAUGUACUCACCCCCUGCUCCCCCUGUAAGGGAUAUAUCUAGUUUAAAAUAUGUAAAACUUUCUCAAAAUCAUGAAAAAUACCCAUCCUGGCCUGUGACUACUGCUCAAAAACCACAAAGUUUAGGGCCCCCUAUUGACUCUCAACUGAGUGAUAAAAGUAAGGACAGUGAGUCAGGGAGUGAAAAAAGUGACAAGAGUCAACAAAGUCAGUACGCUAGGGUGAGAAGCAGUCCAAGUAUUGAUAAGAAAGGUAGUGAUGAGAAUAAAACGAGAAAUCAGAGUGAUCCAGGACUUAAAAAGCCAAAGAAAAGUUUUUACACAACACGAAAACCCAUCGAACCUAAUUACGAGAAUACAAAAAUGGAGGGCGAAAGAUUUGACGAAUUUUGUAAAGCAUCAAAACCAGGCUACCCUCCACCAAACCUUGACCCUGACGGUCAUAAUUAUGGUGAUGAGAAAUACAGCAUUCCCUCUCCGCCAGAAAGAGACGUUCCGGGUAUAGAUGAAAAGUCAUUGGUCGAAAAAAUUGCCGCAGUGAUUUCGCCACACUCUCAGCACCAUCAGCCUUCUCAUCAUACCUUUCAGUACAAUAUGGCCGCGGAACACAGCUCUGGGUAUAGGUCACAUCGCACUGAAUCUGCCACUAGCCCCAUGUGGUCAAGUGGUGUGAAGAUUCCUGGGACAUAUUUUCAACAAGCCAUGAAUGCUCAGAAUUUGUUACGAUCAAAUAAUCCACAGACUAUGGUGGAUUCAGGUACGAGUCCAAUCCACAGUCCAAACACUGAGAAAACUAGACCUUUUGCGAGAGUACAUACAAAUAGUAAUAAAAGUGAAUCUACUCUAUCACCCUCAGAUAAUAAACCAAAGGCAAUAGUGAUAACUCAGAGGCCUUAUUAUAACACGAGCACACAGACUGAUGAAAGUUUAGUAGCUGAUUCUGGACACCAAGGUUCAGUGUCUUUAACUUCAGUGUCUUCUGGGUCUACAAUUAAGUCGGACCCUUCAUCCCGAAGUAGUGGGAUUGGAAGCAUGGCAUACAGUGAUCAGUCGAGUGCUGGUAUGAUGAGGAAACUUUCUGAGGAGUUUUAUCGUGGAAAGUUAUCAGGGCUUCAUCUGAAUGAGAAACGAAUGUCCUCAGCCUCUGCUUACGACAAUGAUUUGAAAAGUCAAAGGUCAGAUGGUCCAUAUGGUGUUUUGAAAGAAGCUGAAUCUUGUAACAGUGUAGUUAUCCAUGCACAUGAGUCUGCGGGUCUGUUUGGUAGAGAUGACAUUGGCUCGAGUCCUACUCUUACUAGUUCUCACCCAGAAAUGUCCGACAAUGAGCAUGAUCACUCUGACUACCGUCACAAACAGAGGUACAGCAUGGAUGCAGAUAUGGUCCUUCACAAAGCAACAGGAAGUAUGAGCAUAUCGAUGCCUCCGAGAAGCCUCCAGGAUUCACGUUUCACCUCAGAGAGCAACCUGUCCCCUCAGAGUGGUUUCUCCCAGCGAAGCCCGCACAGUCAAAGUUUGCUUCAACUCCACCGACCAUCUUCCUCAUUAGGAGAUGGGCCUUCACAGAAUAUUUCCCAGAGUUCACAUUCUUCAUCCUCUUCACGACCCUAUGGCUCAAUGGAGGCUCGAUCCUCAGGGAGCAGAAUUAGCUCAGCCUCUUCAGCUGCCGGGGACGCAAGAAAUGAGAAAUCAAGGACAGAUUCUGACUCGGUGUUUUAUGAUGGUAAAGUGUCCCCAGCACUGGGGAAUGAGGUGAAAAAGCUGGGGAAUAAUGGUAAAGUGAAUGAGGCUAAGGCUAAAAGUGGUAGCCUCUGUAGGAACGAAAGUAUGAAAAUGGCGUACGGGACUUUUGAUGAAUCUGAACAUCACUAUGCAACUCCAUAUGGUCACCAGAGGAACACUAGUGAAGUGUUGUCAACAAAUUCUGGUAGGGAUUCUGGUGUGGUUCAUGGAAGGUCAAUGUCAUUAAAUGAUUAUUUGCCCAUGCAUGGGAGCCCGGCUGAUGCUUCGAGGCUGGGACAAAUUCAGGAGGAGAGUUCAGAAAUACGAUGGCAGGAGGCCGUCAGAAAGUCCAAGUCACUGUCUCGUGAAACCGCAUCAUCAAAUUAUGAGAACAUUAAUGUGCAAAGUAAAGGGAAUGUUUCUUUGUUGUUAAAGACAAAUGAAAAUGUGAAAAAUGAAAAUGUGAAAAAUGAAAAUGUGAAAAAUGAAACUGAAAAGAAGAGAAGUGGGAUGAGGAGAACUGUCUCUGAACAAUUUAAGCCAAAUAAGGAAAGGCAGAGAGAAAAGCAUAGUGAUUCUAGUAAAGGAGGUUAUACAUCUAGUAGUGGGGAGUCGAGCAAGGGGAAUAAAUCUGACAGUGAAAAUGUGUCUAAUAAAACAAUAUCUCAACAUCAGUCAGACUCGGAUUUGAAAAAGGUUCAGCAGGAGGCUGUAUUGGACUUUAUGAAGCGUAAACAGAAGGGUUCUGACAGUUCUGAUCCAACGAGUCCGCAGGUGAAAGACACGGCCCCUGAAUUUCCCCCUCCCCCAAUCCCAGGGGCUAAAUCCCCGGUCAGUGUUGCAACUUCCCAUCCCCCAGUUUCCCCUCUCUCUGAUAUUACAAAACGCUACAACUAUACUACUGCACAACGUAACGAGAGUUUACGUCGGACACAGUCAAUCACUUCAAAUUCGUCACGGGAUUCCGAUUACAUGGAGAUGAAGCGUAGCUACCAGACUGAGUGGAGUCGCCUACGCUCACAGGAUAGCAAACAUCCACGUCGCCCACUGUCCUUUGGCUCAGACAUCGGUGGGCUCGAUGGACUUCUGACCCCACUGCUUAUGACACCUGAUUCAGAGGUUGCAAACAAACAUUUAGGCUCUGGAGAAACUAUUCCAAAACAUAUUGAAGCUGCUCAAGCGACACAAGACCCAGCGAGCCUCAAUAGCUGUCCCACAUCAGGAGAUGAAGGCAGCAUGGUAACUGCACCGAUCUAUCAUAAUGUGGGUGGCGACUAUCCCCGUCGCCCCCCUCCGCCUGUCCCUGGAGUAAGCGAGGACGCACCUCCUGCCCUGCCGCCAAGGUGCUUUAACAGCAGCAAGUCUGAGUCCUUUCUGCUGGCUCGUAUGGACCCAAGCCAGCAUGAAGGUCUUAAAGAUUCUUAUAGUCAAGACACUGGUGUGCCUUCUAGUUCCCGAGGCUGGGAGGGCGGAGGAACGGGCACUCUCAAAGAGGACGCGUACGCCCAGCAGUUACGGAGACAGGCUCGGAGGUUCUCUGAACAGCACAAACCUGUGGGAAUAUCAAUGCAAGUGGUUUCAACUAAGUCAACUGUGCAAGUGUCGUUAUCUCAGUCAUACAAACAAGAACAAGCCUCUGCUAUGGAGGUAAAGCCUGUGAUGAGAGUGUCACCACAGACGUCGCCAUGUCACACAGAAGUUAACACCGCCACGAUUUUGCUUCAGUCUCCACCAGCCUCAAGAGGCCGUACCACCCCAGAACCCCCGCCCAUGCCCACUCCCAUGAAAAACGGAGAAGUAGAGGUUCCCUCUGACCUGAACAAGACGGCCGACUUUCCCCCACCUCUUCAGGAGUUUGUGAAAGGGGCAGAAACGUCAAAGGAUGAUUCUGACAGGUGUGCAGAUGACUCGUAUGGUUACUACAAGACGCAGUCACCUCGUGAGGUAGGGAAAUACAAGCGCACAACAUCUGACACGAGUCUGCUCCAUACGCGUCAGGAGAUCAAAACCUUCCAGCUUCAUCCGGACCUGGACAGGAAGGAUGUUGCUGAUAUGCCGAACAAACCUCCACGUAAAAAGUUAGAGGGUCGGGAUAGUCCGAACUUAGCGCUCAUAUCAAAAAGCCCAAGUGUGCUUAAUGGGGACAGAAAAGCAACUGACCAGCGUGUGCCUCCUGUGAACUCGUCUUUACAACCAGCAGAAGUCACCUCUGUUCAACAUGCAGUGAAAUCAGUAGCAAAUCCGCUGUCGAACAUGAGUUUACAGAACAGUAACUCUCCCACAGGCAUAUCAUCAAGUUCGGGAAACUUUGUUGACACUGUUGUUCAACGGCCCCGUGACAGGAAUAGCCUUACUGAGGAGCCACGUGAGCCACGUCAGUCUGUUAAGGACAGGGUGAAAAAUAUCGAAGUGUUCUCUCAUUCUCCUGGCUCGUCAAAGGGAGGUAGUCAGCAUUCACCCAAUAACGGACCUGGUCAGGCAUUUUGUGAUGAUAAUAGAGACUCUAGUUUUGAUUCUUACACAUCUGACUCUCUAGAACAGCUGGAAAGUUCUGCAAUUCAAAGUGAUAAUUUAAAAGACAGGUUACGGCCAGUGGUUAAGAAGGGCGAGACCUCCUCGGUUCAGCCUGAGUCUUUGGUACUGCACAGGCUCAGUGUUGACUCUGCAGAUCACAUGACUGCCACACCCCCUGCUGUACCACAUAGGACUUACAAACAGCAGCCUAGUAGCAGUUCUGCGGCAUUCAGGAGAGACUCCUUUCAAAAUCGUGGCCCUAGGUCAUAUGAUAACAAAGCAACAAAUAGUGCCAAUAUUCACAAUCCCCAUAAUCAGAAUCAUAUCGUAAACACUUCCCGAAGCCCAGGCAAAGCCCUCCCUGAGCCCCAGGUACCUUCACGGUCACACAAGCCCCGUUAUCAGCCUAUCACAGGUGGGGAUCAACUUAUGCAAGAUCAGAAUUCAAAUUUGUCUAGUCCUGACUUGAACUCGAGGGUAGUUUCUAAUUACAGUGAAAAUGAAAGUGUGCAGAAUAUUAAUAAGGAGAAUACCCUUGUGCAUAGUGUUCAGGGUGGACAGAAACGCAAUUACCAGAAAUCAUUCUCACCUCGGACAAGAAGUGGGUCUUCCAGCGGCAAUAGUGAUCAUCAAAAUGUAGCUACAUUCCAUAACCGUUCUCACAGUGAUAAGCAACAAGGAGGCACAACCUCACCACAAAGACAAGAUCACAAGCGGAACCACCAUCAUAGUGAACAAAGACAUUCACAUGACUUAAGGUUACCUCAAGGUCAUUCUAAAAAUAGCCCCUCAUCACAAAGCGUCCAACAUAAGACAUCAGAUCAAUCACCUUCAGACAAUCAUAAUUCACAGAGACAUGAUAAAAGUAAAAGUAUGAAUAAUAAAAGAAACAUAAAUGAUCCAUCGUAUCAAAUUCAUCAUCACACUGACAAUAAAGAUGAUCAAAAUAAACGCAUCUCUCCUCACACAACUCUACACAGUGAGGUGGUAAAAGAACAUCACUCCGCCGCACCACACGCCACCCCAGAAGUCGUAGUUAACCAUGGUCGACAACCGUCUGCUGAAGAGCUUGAAUGUGAUCAGAAAGCUCAGGAACUUGCGAAGGUUCUACAAGAUAGUGAUAAAGAAUUAAGCGAGGUUUUACAGGUGGACAGCAAGAAGAACCGGAUGCAGUUCCUUGAUGGGAUUCUGCCUGUAGAACCAACCGGGGAGGAGAGAAGGCCUCGUUCUGCUUCAAAGAAGGAGGAAAAGUCUUCUGAGGGUGGAUCAGAGGAGACAGAGAAAGAGCCAACCUCCCCGAUGCCAUCAAACUACUACGUAUCCCCGCCGAAGGCCAUGAUUGAGCUUGAGAUUCGUAAACUAAGCGACAACAACCAUCUUGUGCACGACAUUGCUGACAACGACACCCUCGCACAGAAAAAGGAGGAGCUCCUUCAGCGGAUGGUCAAGAAGGUUGAUGUGUUGAAAGAGGACAAGAAAGAGCUACUCACUGACAUUGAUGAGAAUGAGGCACUUGGGAAACAGGUGAUCGAGUAUGUGGAGUCAAAGUGUCGCAGCCAGCAGGAGAAGGACAAAUAUCGCUCGUAUAUUGAGGAUAUCGAUAAGAUCAUUCGACUCCUUCUCAAGCUCUCUGGUCUGCUAGCACGUGCUGAAAACACCAUUCAGGGCCUCUCUGAGAACACCAACGAGAAAAUUCGCAAAAUGACAUAUGACAAAAGAGACCGACUGUACUCGCAACACGAGGACGCAAAACAACUGAAACACGACAUUGAUCGACGCAGCGAGCAGGUGGAAAUGAUUCUUCAGAGUUGCCUGGCAACCAAUGAGCUUGAUGACUAUCACUACUAUAUCAAAAUGAAAUCGAAGUACACGAUACAAUUACAGGAGUUGGAAGAUAAAAUCACGCUUGGGAACGAACAGAUUGUUGCCCUGCAGAAGAGUAUUCCUAAUAAGAAAUGAAGAGGACAUGUACAGUGUUAUUAAAUUAAGGUCUAUAAUACAGUAAUUAUGCUGUAGAGAAGUUAUAGGAUAAAUGAAUUGUUUAUGAUAAAAAAAUGUUGCUUAGGAUUUGUCUCAAUGGCAUUUGAAGAAAUUAAAAUAUUAAUAUUGUGCUGAAGGAACGUUUAUAAUCAGAUUAUGAAUCCCUCAAGUCUUUCGGAAUGCAGUCAAUUCCCAACUUAUGUAUGCCUUAAAGUUGAAUAUCAGAUCGAUAUUGUGGAAUUGAUCAAAAAAGCAUUCUAAUUUCGAUAUUUAUUAUUUAUUUCGAAUGACCUUAAUGUCCUGUGCUUAAUAUGUUUCAUUUUGUUUCCAAAUUAAAGUUUAUUAUAAACUUAAAAUGCUGCAAAUUUCAUGAAGUGGCUGCUUCUAUGAUAAAUUCACAUUUAUUUCUUGGGACCAAGUCCCGUUGAUUUUCCUUUGUUGCCAUUUUGUUGAAAAGGUGAAUAUGAGAAAAACUGUUUGCUGGUUGUAAAAAUAGGCAGUAAGGUUAGAUGUUCGUAGUUAAUCUUGUAAAACAGUUGGUUGAAUGUACAAAUGUGUUAUUUUAUAAGUAUAAAUAUCAUUAUAUUGAGGGUACUAUAAAGGUUUUUAAUGCAAUAGCAAAUCUUACUUUUUUUCUUUUAUUAUCUUACAACGUGAUAUUGUGAUACACCUCAGUGCUAUAUUGUUCAUAUUCUUCAUAACAGUGAAAUUAAUUCAUGCCAAUUUGUAUAUAGAACAUUUUCCUUGAAAUUACUAUUUUAAUUUUAAAAUGGCAUUUUUAUUUGUAAAGUCACAACAAAGUUUUGUAUUGUUAUUUCUCAUUUUCAGUAACAUUCCCUGUUUUUUUCUGUGGAAUUGAAGGCUGUCUGGGUAUAUUAUUUCAUUAACAAUGACAGAUUCCUAUACAAAAUGUUCAAAAUUCAAACAAGUUGUAUUUAAAAACAAAAUAAACUUGUGUGUAACUUAAAAA
This is a messenger RNA of Mya arenaria, 9279 nucleotides long. RefSeq lists its product as uncharacterized. The transcript has 12 exons. Gene Ontology annotation, molecular function: actin filament binding. Gene Ontology annotation, cellular component: apical plasma membrane; adherens junction; cortical actin cytoskeleton. The record is from RefSeq and is a predicted model, not a curated record. Bases 315 to 8288 code for a protein of 2657 amino acids. Gene Ontology annotation, biological process: actin filament organization. Lineage: Eukaryota; Metazoa; Mollusca; Bivalvia; Myida; Myidae.